AAUUUUCUCUCUUACUUUUUUCUCUCUCUCGCAGACAUUAAUAAAAGAAGAGAAUGUGUCAACUAAAUCGUGUCAGAAACGAAGUAACAAUACCCUUACUCCCAAAAAUACCUCAUCACGAGAAACUGCAUGUACUUAAAAAUUACACUGCUUCCUUUUCCCUCUUCGCAAAUGAAGCAAUCUCAAUAGCAAGAAUCUCUCUCCCAUUGGUGUUCACAGGUCUCCUCCUUUACUUCCGCUCCUUCGUCUCUCUGUUUUUCCUAGGCCGUCUCGGUGACCACACACUCGCUGGCGGCUCCCUGGCCCUUGCAUUCGCCAACAUAACCGGUUACUCUCUCUUCUCCGGUUUAACCAUGGGAGUUGAAUCAAUCUGCUCUCAAGCUUUCGGUGCAAAACGCUAUAGCCUCGUGAUGGCUACGAUCCGGCGAGGAAUCAUUCUCCUCCUCUUCACAUCUCUCCCUGUUUUUCUUCUCUGGGUCAACAUCGACAAGAUUCUUAAAACGUUGAAACAUGACGAGGAUCUCGCGUCCGAAGCUCACACCUUUCUGCUUUACUCUGUUCCUGAUCUCAUCGCUCAAUCUUUCUUACACCCAUUAAGAGUUUAUCUCAGAACACAGUCAAAGACUCUCCCUUUAUCAAUCUGCACGGCGGUCGCGAGUGUUCUCCACUUGCCAAUCACGUUCUUCCUCGUGUCGUAUCUUGGUUUGGGCAUUAAAGGUAUCGCCCUGAGUGGGGUUGUAUCGAACUUCAACCUUGUCGUUUUUCUCUUCAUCUACAUCGCCUUAUUUGAAGAAAAGCUAAGCAACGUCGACGAGGAAGGUGAGGUUUCAGAGGAGUCGUGUGAAGAUAGUGUGAGAGAAUGGAGGAAACUACUCGGUCUGGCCAUACCGAGUUGCGUGUCGGUUUGUCUCGAAUGGUGGUGCUAUGAGAUCAUGAUUGUGCUCUGUGGGUUACUUAUAAACCCUAAAGCAACCAUUGCUUCAAUGGGGAUUCUCAUCCAAAUCACUUCUCUUGUCUACAUUUUCCCUAACUCCUUGAGCUUCGGAGUUUCGACUCGGGUCGGAAACGAGCUGGGUUCGAACCAGCCACAGAGAGCGAGAAGAGCUGCUAUUGUUGGACUCGGUCUCAGUAUCGCUCUAGGGUUUACGGCUUUCACGUUCACCUUCUCAGUCAGAAACAUGUGGGCGAGGCUUUUCACGGAUGAUGAGGAAAUCAUUAAGUUAACUUUGAUGGUUCUGCCAAUUGUUGGCCUUUGCGAGCUUGGGAACUGCCCUCAGACCACGGGGUGCGGCGUCCUCAGAGGCUCAGCGAGGCCGAGGAUCGGAGCUAACAUUAAUUUGGCUGCGUUUUAUGUGGUUGGGAUGCCAAUGGGAAUUGUUAUCACGUUUUGGUUUGGGUUUGGAUUCAAGGGACUUUGGCUUGGGAUGCUCGCGGCGCAGAUAGCGUGUGUGAUUGGUAUGAUGGUGGUGACGUGUAGGACUAAUUGGCAAUUGGAGGCGGCAAGGGCUAGAGAGCUCACGGCACUGGAUUGUGUAAGAGGUAGCGACGACAAAGACGUGGAGGUUGGGAAGGUUGAUUAUUAGGAAGGAAUGAGUCAAAGGAGGUCUUUAGGAUAGAAGACUGUUUUAUUUUUUAACUUUCAUUAGGAUUAGUUGAUUAAUUUUUUUCUCUAAUUUGAAGGAUACAUCUGUUAUUUGAUCUUGCUACAUAAAUAUUCCGGUUUAACAUAAUACGAAAUAUAGAUUCGUAUCCACUAAAAAAAUAGUAAAUUAAUUUGUAGGAAUAUCCCUUUUUAAGCAUUCAAAGGGCACUGUCUCUACAAAAGAACCAAAGUAAACUCACU
Eruca vesicaria subsp. sativa (arugula) is the source of this 1843-nucleotide messenger RNA. The record is from the annotation of a GenBank genome assembly. NCBI's taxonomy places the organism in Eukaryota, Viridiplantae, Streptophyta, Magnoliopsida, Brassicales, Brassicaceae.